This is a messenger RNA of Candidozyma haemuli, 486 nucleotides long. RefSeq lists its product as uncharacterized. Gene Ontology annotation, biological process: sterol biosynthetic process. Gene Ontology annotation, molecular function: heme binding. Bases 1 to 486 code for a protein of 161 amino acids. The record is from RefSeq and is a predicted model, not a curated record. Gene Ontology annotation, cellular component: intracellular membrane-bounded organelle; endoplasmic reticulum membrane. Lineage: Eukaryota; Fungi; Ascomycota; Pichiomycetes; Serinales; Metschnikowiaceae. The transcript has a single exon.
AUGGCAGCAGACCAGCUACGAUCCUCGGCAAAGCCUGGGUCCUGUUCGGCCGUUUACUCGGCACAGGAGAUCCGGGCUCAUUCGCUGCCUCAAGACUUGUGGAUGACAAUCCAUGGAAAAGUGUAUGAUGUGACGAACUUUGCGCCUGAACAUCCGGGCGGCGUGGAAGUGCUUCUUGAUUGUGGUGGUGUGGACGCUUCAGAGGCGUUUGACGAUGUGGCCCAUUCGGAUUUGGCUCGUGAAAUGCUUGAGCCGUACUUUAUAGGGUACGCAGAAACGGCUGCUAAGACGAGCCUGGAACCUACUGUGGCCUCGGAUCCCGAGAAGAACGGGCUUGCGAAGUGCUCGAGCCGAAGAAAGGAUAUGUUAAGGGACCGCAGGCGACAACGAACGGCGGUGUUGGUGCUUACCGGUGUGGCUUUCACAUGUGUGCUUGUGGUGAUGGCGCUUCAGAAGAUCCAAUGGGUGAGCCUUGUUCACAGGUAG